AUGAAGGCAACACUUACUGCGUCUGUAUUUUUGGUUGCGUCCUACGUCGCGGCCAAGAAUGUUGCCCCAAGAGCAUCACCGAAGCUUGAUAUCUUGCCAACGGCGCCUUUCUGCAGGCCUGAUCGAGCAAGCACGGAGGAAGGAACUCUUGCGUUGCCAUUCAGACGAAACAUCUCCAACACUCGCAAUUCCCGGAUUUCUAGACGAGCAAAGAGGGCUGCUCUCAUCAACCUCGACAAUGCCUGGGAAACACAGGGCUUUUGUUUCGUGAACGUGAGCAUCGGUACUCCUCCACAAUCUGUGCAGAUCGUGCUGGACACGGGAUCAAGUGAUUUGUGGGUUCAGUCUGCGUCGAGUGCAUACUGCAAGGAAGCGACGGCGUCGUGUAGUACGUCGGGCGCGUAUGACAAUUCGAGUUCGUCUACGUAUGUCUACCGAGACUCGGGUUUCAAUGUCGCUUAUGUCGGCGGGGAGAGUGUGGAGGGUGAUUAUGCGACAGAAACCGUCUCGAUAGGGAAUGCGACUGUGAGUAACCAGACUUUCGGUUUAGCGACAGGGACGGUAUCCUCGACAUACGGCGUUCUUGGGAUGGGUUUUGCAGCGCAGGAAAGUGUCGUAAUUAACGAAGGGAACGGGUCUGCGUAUCCCACACUCCUCGAUAAUCUUGUUUCUCAAGGUGUACUUUCCUCACGAUCCUUCAGCGUUUACCAUGACGAAGACGCCGAUACAGGAGAGCUCAUCCUCGGCGGGAUUGAUUCCACCAAAUUUGAAGGAGAACUCGCCCUCCUCCCUGGUCUCUCACCAAACUCCACCUUUACUGUUCAGCUGGACAGCGUCUCCAUCGACGUACCAGGCGCGGCUUCACUAGAGGUUCUUACCUCGAAUGCGAGUGGGCUAGCAGUGUCAAUUGACUCCGGCACCACCGUCUCAUUGCUUCCCACCAAAACCGUCCAAUCAAUCGCAUCCUCCAUCAACGCAAGCUACAACAGCAACAUCGGUCUCUACGCAUUCCAAACUGAUGAUUGCUCUGCUGUUCUAGCUGCCAAUACGACGAUGACGUACUCCUUCGGUUGGGAUGCUGUUAACAUCACCGUGCCAUUGGCGAAAGCGCUUCUGCCGUUCACGGACUCGAUUGCGGGCAAGGUAGUGUGUGCGUUACCUAUCAUCGCGGUACCGGAAGGGAAGGGAUUUUUUGCGUUGGGUGACCCGUUUCUUCAGUUCGCGUAUGCUUUCUUUGAUCUGGAGAGGAAUGAGGUUGGACUGGCACAGGCGAAGACAUCGUCCGUGAUGGACUUGGUAGAUACGUCCAGCAUGUCGGGCUAUUCCAGUGCGGCCAGUAAGGCGACGACGGCGAGUGAAAGUACGAGUACGCCGGUGGUGCGACGGGCACUACUGACGAAGCAAGGAGAUGUGUUUCUUGACUAUCCGAUGACUGUGACCUACAAAUGGUACUGA
Messenger RNA from Saitoella complicata NRRL Y-17804, 1455 nucleotides. RefSeq names its product acid protease. Gene Ontology annotation, molecular function: aspartic-type endopeptidase activity. The record is from RefSeq and is a predicted model, not a curated record. The coding region runs from base 1 to 1455 and encodes 484 amino acids. NCBI's taxonomy places the organism in Eukaryota, Fungi, Ascomycota, Saitoellomycetes, Saitoellales, Saitoellaceae. The transcript is spliced from 2 exons. Gene Ontology annotation, biological process: proteolysis.